CAUAUGGAUGUUAAAAACGUUGAACCCGUUACAAUUGAACAGCGUAACAGCAGAGUGAGAGCGCUCGAAAUGAUUGUUCAGAUUGUGGAUAAACCUUUACGUUGUCUCAGCCGUCGGUCCCUCCCCUCUCGUCCGAAAAGGAUCCCCCACUCUGAUGGUCCGCGUCCAUCCCUUCGGUGGGUUGGCAGUGCGCGUUCGAUACACGGAAUCGCCUCGUGGUUCUCGGAAGGCAGUAGACUGUCGUCAGCCACGCCAGACGGCGCACUGCUCGCACGCUCACUGCUCUCUCGUAGGAGAUACUCGCCCACUGGCUCACCCACGGCUGCUGGUUACCUCGCUCUCUCGACCUCUCUUUCUCUCUCUCUCUUCGGCUGCUGGCAGCAGCAGCAGCAGCAGAGCAGGCACACUCGGCUUAGCGGGCUGCCAGUUACGCAACAAUAACAACGCCGUCAGGACGUGUAGCAUGCGCGUGCUGUGCCACCUAUACGCCGACGAACGACCCUGGAACGACGAGCUACCGAUUCGUCGUCGCCGCCGCCGCUUCUUCUGUUACUGCUGCUGCGAUCACUUGUUGAAGACCCGGUAGGAGAGCGCGCGCCCGUUCCGCGACAUAAGCAACCACACAACUACCAACCAUUUUCUUUUGGUAGGGAAAAAAAAGAAACAAGCUCGUUGAUAUAUAAAUAUAGGAAGAGUGGUGGUGAAUAGAGAGAAACGUGUGUAAACUGUGAGUUGUAUAUAGUGGCGUCGAACGGGAAUUAUGUUGUAGGAAGAGUGAUGAGCAAUAACGGAGUAGACGCGGUUGAAAGCGGUUUGAGUCUGUGCCGAGCGAACGGCGCGGAUCGAACGCUCGAUACGCGACACGUUUACACUAACGAAGAUUUACGUGAUAAAAGUGAUAUAUUCGAAUCGAGACUAUUCGAAAUUUUCUUGUAACACGUUACAUCGUAUUGUAUUUCAUUGAAGAAAGAAAGAAACGAAGAGAGGCAUGAGGUGCCCGUUCGACAGUACGUGAUGAAAUGGUACGCGAAAUACGUCGGGAUUAGGCGCCAAUGACGUCAGGCCGAGAAUCGUGGAGCCGUGUAAAAUCGUAAGGGGAAUUCGUUUGUGGAGUUUGCAGUGCGUUUACCGAUACGGUGACGUUAGUGUGUUGGUGAUAUAUAUUACUGCUGGCAGUAGUAAUUGUAGUAGUAACGCAACAGCAAUAUCUCUGUCAGAAUAGUAUUCGUAGUGGUAACAGAGUUGUGUAGUGGACUCGAUAUCGGUGUUGCCGAACAGAGAGAGUGGUGGGGCUAAAAGGAGAACCCGUGUGGAAUUGCUGCGUGGUCCGUCGUGGUAGCCAAUUAUAUUUUCUACGUGUGUGCUUCGCGGGCAAUGACUAACUGCUCGCUGUUAAGUGUGUUAGUAGGAGAUAUCGUUGACGAACCCGUUUCUGCGUUGGUGUUGCCGUCUACGUCAGCACCGGUCGGACGGGAUUUGCAUAGCAAACAGAUUGACGCGCUGGUAAGUGGAUAACGAGAGAGGAGUCGCGACUCUGUGUCCCACCAUGGAUCGUGACUCGCGUUCGUAUUCCUGCGGAGGCUGCGAGAGGACCGAGGGCCGAGCUAUGCCGAUAGAGUAACAAGUGAGCGGCGAAGCGGCGUUGCCAUGACGACAGAGACUCAUACUGUGGCGAUGACAGACCCACAGUUGGCGAAUAACAAUAACAGCAGCAACAACAACAACAAUAAUAAUAAUAACAAUAACAACAACAACAAUAACGAUGGCGAGCAAAAGUACCUGCAUAAAAAGUUCAAAAAGAUGGCGACAACCGAGGUCACGCCAAAGGUGGAGCCGAAGAAGGAUACCACGGUUACGAACGAUUCUUUGGAGCCACCUAAAAAGAAGGACACGACCAAGGACUUCCGAGACUCGCCUAAAGAUCCGAUCAAGAUCGAGGCGUCCCCGGAGUCCGUGGAUGGAGACCCCGCCGCGGAGUCGAGGAAAAGCGGCUACGUAUGCCCUUAUUGCAGGCUACUCUGCGCAAAGCCAAGUGUCCUGCAGAAACACAUUAGGGCUCACACGAACGAGAGGCCGUAUCCUUGUGUGCCGUGUGGUUUCGCCUUUAAAACAAAAUCGAAUCUCUACAAACACUGCAGGUCUCGUGCUCAUGCCCUGAAGAUGGAGGGUGGUGAUGCCAGUAAGGUAUCAGAGGACUCGGACAUAAGCCUGUCGGAUAGCGCGAGCAACGGUACUGGCACACCACCGCCGCCACCCUCUUCGACGCCCACCUCCACUGUGUCCACCAUGAAAACCAUUAAAACCGGGAAAAUCUACAAGCCAAAAUUUCACACGGCGCUUCAAUGCGUGAAUAACGAUAUCGAAACGUCUUCCCUAUCCUCCAUUUCUUCCACUAAUAGUUCUUCCUCGACGACCGCAGUCGUCACCCCGAAACCGAAUCCGGAGCAAGUGCAAGAGCACAUCGAUAAAAUUAUAACCGAUAAUCAGGCGAUCGUCGACGCGGUAGAUCCGCGGCUUCACAAGCUGAUUCAGAGGCAGCAGAGUCUAGUGGAGAUGAAAGAGUCCGAUCAACCGUUGAAUCUCUCCUCCGGUGAUGAAUUCUCCUCGAGGAAACGUUGCUACAGCGAGACGUUCACGGAGGACAGAGAUUGCCAGAACGGUUCCGAGGGUUCGAUAAUCAAGGACCUGUUGCUGAAGAAUCAGAAUUCGAGUCAGGAAGGUAGCGCCGAGAACGAGAAUUAUCUUUGUCCCGCUUGUAAUAUCCCUUACUCCAGCAUCGAUAAUCUGGACGCCCACCGUAGAUACUACUGUAAAGGUAGCUUAAGUCCUCGUAGGGAGUAUCCCUUGGAGAUAGACAAAAGAGAGUCCGAGUUCGAUUCAAAGUCUUCCGAUUAUUACAAUACCCUACAACCUCUACCUUCGCCUGGACCGCUUCUGGGGAACACCAGACUGGUGGACGCGUACACGCCACCCGUGAAGAAACAGAGACCCGAAUCCGUGCCCACUACGUUAAGAUCCCUAGAGGAGCUCAGCAAGUACCCACGGCCGAACUCGUUGCAGAUGUUCGGCGGAGAGGUGAGGAUACUUGACAACACAGGUGAAACGAAAACGAUGAGGAUCGAACCGCGACAGACCAAGUCACCGACGAGCGAGCACAUCGUGAACAGUAAGUGCGUCACCUCGGAGACCGCUUCCAUCGUAGUCAGGUCCGGUCUUCACUCGGGUGGCACCAUGGUGCACAAACCGCCUGGCACUCCGGCCAGUACGCCCAGUUCCUCCAUAUCUUUGCCGAACACGCCAAAGAUGUUGGCGCCGAUCAUACCGAACAUAUCAACCCCGAACAUAGCGCCCAGCAUGUCCUGUUACAAUUACAUGGAGCCUCAUCUGAAUCCCUUGACCAGUAUCACUGCCUACAAUCCGUUGACUCUGCCCCAGCCAGGUAUCACGAGCAUACUUCACGGAGGUAAAGUAAUACCUUACGUUCCUGGCAUGCCUGGACCGCACACUCUGCAACCGACCAUAGACAUAUCCCCUAGCAUAGCGACGGGCGAAGCCGGAUACAAAGUGAUACCAGGUCUGCCUGGCCUCCACAUGAUACCUCAACCCUUGGAUCUAGCCAGUCCGGUGAAGAUCCAAACACCGAGCGUACCCGGUAUCCCAGGACCGAUGUCCACCGCGCACGCGUCGAUGAUGGGCCAACCUCUGGACCUCGCAAGUCCGGCGAAGGACUCCAAGCUCGGCUUCAAGACACCCGGCAACGAUCCUUCGAAGGCUGGACUGACCAGCCCGAAAGUUCCUAGCGUUAAGGUAGAAACUUCGGAGAAAUACCGAAGAGGAGUACCGUCUGUCGUGGAGGUUACGAAGGUAGAGCUCGAUCGUCAUAUCAAGAACAGCAUGGCUAUCAAGUACAAGGGUAUGGAGGGUCUUAGAGACAGGCGGGAAUUCUCGUACGACAGAAGUCCGAAAGUAGAGAAAACUUUCGCAUAUUCGAACGGCGUCGACUCGGCGGUCGCUUCCUCGGUUUCCUACAGUAAACUUCGAUGUUCGCCAAAGGAGUCUUCCGAGAGUAGAAAGAGAUUGUUGUCGUGGAACGACGUAGAACCUGGCAGGGUGUUGAUAGAUCCUCUGGGACACAAUACGGUGACGAAAUAUGAUUCUCCUACGAGCUUGGAGAACGGACGUUUGAAGGCGAGUCUGAGCGAGACCAGAGGCAAGCAGGCCGAGUAUUACGGUUUCAACGGAGUUAAAGCUAAGCCCGAUCCCGUGUCGCCGAUGGUGCUCGUCAACGUAGAUAAUACCUCGAAAACAGAUGUGCCAAACAGAGCUUCCGUAGAUUUAAUUAGCAAACCCGAGGCAAGGUCGCCGAAGAACGGCGACGUUACGACGGAGGAGACCAAUUCGAGCAAGUUCUUAAGACCCACCUCGUUGCCGUUGAAGCCGGGGACCUUCACCCCGAAGAAGCAUCACGGUAUCACGCCUACGGCGAACACCCUUCCUUUGAUCAGCCCGGAAACCCCUCGGCCGAAGAAAUCGUACGGGCAACUCUACUUGAACGGGCACGCUUAUACGUAUCUGGGAUUGAAAUGUUCGACCAGAGUGUUUUAUUGCACUCUGAACAGACCGCAGCCCAUGUACGUCACCCAGCAACACGGUUUAUCGAUGUAUUCGAAUUGGAAGAUAUGCGAGGAAGCACCGCCGGACGUCGAUAUGGCGCAUUACGACUCGAGGCACAGAUCGUUUAAUUACACCACCGCUUGGAAAAAGCAGGAGGAUAUUUUGACGCACUCCUCUCAAAGACCCACCACUCCGACGAGUCCGGAUAGCGGUCUCGACGGUGAUAUGCAAGAGAAAGCGAAGAGAGUCAAGAUAUUCGAUGGAGGAUUUGAGAGUAAUGAAGAUUACACCUACGUCAGGGGCAGAGGUCGAGGUCGGUACGUUUGCGAGGAAUGUGGUAUUCGUUGUAAAAAGCCAUCCAUGUUGAAGAAACAUAUCAGAACGCACACAGAUGUAAGGCCGUACACGUGCAAGCACUGCGCUUUUGGUUUCAAAACCAAGGGCAACCUUACGAAGCACAUGAAGUCGAAGGCUCAUUACAAGAAAUGCGUCGAGCUGGGGGUCGUUCCGGUACCAACGAUAGUUUGCGACGAAAAUAUCGAUAAGGAAGCGAUUGCCCGUUUGGCAGCCGGUGGUAACACCGAGGAAUCCUCGGACGAAGAGGAUGAGAGCGAGGGGGAGGAGAGCGAGGAGUCUGGUAGCGAGGAACAGGAAGUGGCACAAAGUUUGCUGAGUUUAUCGCAACGUAAUGCGAACAGAUUGCCAGGACUUUUGCCAUCGGGAAGGCCGACUACUUACCCUUACACCCUCACGUUUUCCACGACCUCGGCAUCGGUGAGCGUGUCUGUGACCGUAACCAGCGCGCCCAUAAGUAGCCAAACGAUCGCCAGCACCCAAGAGACUACCGUCGUGCGAAACGAAUUGUCCCAUCGUUAUUAUUUCCCUUCGAAUCGAACCGCCCCGGAAGAAUUAAGGACGACCGUGAUUCAAUCGUCGAAGAAGGAAUGUCCUGAAAUAGAGAUAAACAAAAGCGAACAAGACUCGCGAAACACUUCUUCCCAGCCCAUGGAUCUUACAACGAAAGCCGCUGUACAAUCAUUACCCGUCCCUGUACUGCAAAGAGCUAGACCAACGGACAUUUUAACCCCCGUCUCGGAACCGGUCUUGCUGCAAACGAUCGUUCAAACGAUGGAAAGGUUACCGAUACAAGGGAGAGAAUGGAAACCGGACGCCGAAGGGCACGUGUUACCUGCUUACCUGAAGGAAAUAACAUUCGCCGAAAGAAGCGAAUCUAACAAAUGUAGUUACAGUGUGACUGAAGAUGGGAAAAGUGUAUGCGCUAUUUGUAACAAGGUGUUCAGCAAACCUAGUCAGUUACGGUUGCAUAUCAAUAUUCAUUACUUCGAGAGACCAUUUAGAUGCGAGAGUUGCGCGGUAUCUUUUCGGACCAAGGGUCAUUUGACAAAACACGAGAGAUCUGUUUCACAUCACAAUAAGGUCAGUAUGACUUCGACGUUCGGGGCUGCGACUACCAGCAAUCCAAGACCAUUCAAAUGUACCGACUGUAAAAUAGCAUUCAGGAUACACGGUCACUUGGCGAAACAUCUUCGUAGCAAAAUGCAUAUUAUGAAAUUAGAAUGUUUAGGUAAAUUGCCAUUCGGGACAUACGCUGAAAUGGAAAGGUCUGGUGUCAAUUUGAAUGACAUCGAUACGACCGACUGUGAUAAUAGUCUUACUAGUCUUCAGAUGUUGGCUCAAAGACUUUGCGAGAAAGAUCCUAGUAAAGUAGGACAAUGGGAACCCGAGACAAUUCCAAGUCAAGUGAUCAGCGGAGGUGAAACUUCCUCAAACGAUGGUGAGCCUAUACCACCAUGAAAGUGACCACAGACUCGGAUAUGUUUCGAUCAUAUCAUGUGCCAAUCACCAACGAAGAUCCAAAGUUCGAUCAGUUUAAUUAAAAAGAGCGCGAGUACAGUGUGAAUUAGAUGCCAAAUCAAGCUUUACAUCUUCCAUAGAUUAUACAAGGCUGGAUUAGGUGUUAUACAAGUGCCAAGUCUGCACGGUUUCUAAUGCGUACUAUAUAAACAACAUAGAAAUUUUAUUGAACGUAAUAUCGAAUCGGAUUUUUAGUACAAAUACACACAGGGAUGUGAACAAGUGUAGAGAAAAAAGAGAAUACUCAGAAAAAAAAAAAGUACAGAAAUAUCUAUUAGCCAAAAGAAAAAAAGACCACGAUAAGUCAAAGACAGAUAGUGCCAAAAUAAUACAGUGGACUGGAAUGAAAAAUCAACGGUGAAAUUGAUUGAAUUCGUUGUCGUAUCGAUGAAAUAGUUGUAAACAGGAAGUAUAUGAUACCACCAUCUUUCGAAGGAAAUUUCUAAAGGAACGUAAUCAUUCAUUUUACUAACUAUGUUUGUUAUUGAAAUUACAAAGACCUUUUUCCAAGAUGCCAAAAGGUACAAUUUAAUUAUAUUAAAGGAUUUUCUACAUUAUGGUAAUGUACAGUGAAUAUUAUUAUCGAGGAAAAUUAUUAUAAUGGAAAUCUGAUUUAUUUAAUAUUUAUUUUACAAGCCAAAGUGCAUAAAGAGUGCAUGCGUCUGAAGUGAUGCAUAUUAGUAGAAUAUAAAUGUCUUCGUUGUAACGUAAUUCUACUGCUUUAGCACACAAAUUUCUUUUGUAUAUAACAAUUGUAAAAUCGAAUCGUGCAGAAAGUAACAUUUAACAUUGAAAAUUAUUUUCUUGAUCAUUAGUAAUCAGCAUAAACACUCAGGCGAGCUUUCUUUUCUUGUAGAGACUCAUAGUCCUCCUCUGUUUCCUUCUCACCAUUCAUUGGUGCUGAACUUCCUUCAGGAAUUAAGUACCCUGUCUUUUUCAGGGUUUCUAGAAUCUUUAAGGUCUUCCAUUAUUUCUUGCCUCUUCUUUGUGCUGAGGUCAGUAAAGGUUUUUUUAUUCACCUUCCGGCCUUUCUGCUCCCUGCAGACCAUGAAAGAUGGCGACUUGCAUAGAUAUAAUUCAUGUUGCUAAAGCUUGCUUAUCAUUGUAAAUAAAUCGUUAUAAAUUUUGUCCCUUUUUUGAAAUGCCAUUUAGAUUGUUAUAAUUUGCAAGAUAACACUCUUUUCGUUAUUGUUUACAUCUUGGAAGGAAUUAAUUUUUAUGUACAUAUGUAUUUGAUAUCACCUCCAUCUUCAAUAUUUAUGCAGUAAUAUAGGUAUUAUUCAUGAUCAUUGAACUAACAAUUAUUUCGAAUCAUACUUCGAGGAGGUAUGACCCUUAAAUUUCUUGAAAAAAUGUUUUAGAUUAUUGAAUUUUUUAAUUUCACGUUUUAUGAAGCAAAUUGUACAUAGCACUAAUUUUUCAUAAUUUUAUUGCUCGUAUAACAUCACUUAGCACUUCAGACUGAAAGUUUAAUUAUUUAUUGUAUGAAUUAAAUUUAAUCAAUUUAUUAAGAAAAUAGUAAUUUAUUGUCAAGAGUUUAUUUUUUUUUUUGUCUUGUACUUCCAGACCGAAUCGCAAGUUGUAAGGUUUUGUCUUGAAGCUAGUUUAUUUAAAUUUUCCUUCGAAAAGUGGUGGAAAGUGACUUGUAAUGACAUAGUUUUCGCAACUAGUAAAAAGUAUAAUAUUUAUACACAGUAGUGUUAUAUCAGCAUAAGGUGCAAUGGACUGGCAUGUGAUUCUGUAUUUAAAAUGCAACUGUUGCGUUCAAUGUUGAAGAGUAUUCUAAUAUUAAAAAUUAAUAUUGUAUCUUAAUUAUUGAUACAUGAAUGUGUAUGUGUAUAUGUACAUACAUAUGCAUACACACAUCAUGCAUACAUAUAUGUAUAUAUAUUUGUAUGAUAUUAGUACGAACAGUUAUCAGAAUUAUUGUUGACAUAAGAGAUGAAGUGUUUGUAUAUAUUUAUGUAUGAUAUCAUGAAAUCCUGUUAGUCUUUAUUAUAAUUUUAAGAAAUUCAUCAUUGGAAAUAGAAUCGGUUAUACGGAUUGAUAAAUUAAGCUUGGUAUGCCGCUCUUAUAAAGCUCAUUUACUCUUUUUUUUUUGUUGAUUUGUCUAGAGGUAAUAUAUACGUUUGAUCUUAAAAAAGAAAAAAAAAAAACAGAGUUAGGUAUAAUGCAUCAAUUUUCUUAAAAAAUUGAGACAUCCUGUAUAGAUAAACAUAUUUUUCAUUACAGCUUUAGAUAUACAUCGAAUAUUUUAUAACAAAAUAUAUUGAAAUUUACUAAAAUAAUACAUUAAGGGAAAGAAAAUACAUCAUAAAAUCUUGUAUGCAUCUUAAAUAUUUAGAAUUACAAACUGAGAAAUGAACGUGUCUUAUACUUUGUUCAUUCAUUAGAUUUAAAUGGAAAUUCCUAACUCUGUUUAAAGACUGGUAUCAAACACAAUAUUUUUUUAGUAAAUUUAAUUGAAAUUAAUUAGUACGAAUUAAUGAUUAACAUUAACAAACUAGGUAACCGAUAACCGAUUGUCUGAUUUUGCUUAAACUAUUUAAGAAGCAACAUACCUUCCACAAGCGACAGCUACUGUAUUUUAUAAUUAUCUAUUUAAUAUACAGCGUCCAAUUUUUAACAUCUUACUCAAGCACGACUCGUCUUUCCUACUGCAUAAUCAGAUUUCGAUUAUCACAAUUUGUACCUAAGUGUGCUUGAGAUAAAAUAGUAGAGAAAUAGAAUGAUUGCACAAUCAUAUACAUUGAGGUCCAGUUGAAGUGAUUGUCGCCAAACAAUAUCAACGUAGCAUAGUUUAAUAUAGCAUUUGGUGUAUAUCCAUUCUAAUGCAGUCCGAUUAUAAAAUAACGUGUAUGGAUUUCCAAAACGUUCAGGUGUGUCUGUUCACAAUGCCAAGCCAACAAUACUUAUAUUUUGGAAGAAAUAAUAUGGCAUACAAAAAAAUAACUGUUUCAUUGAAACUAAUCUCUGAUAAUGAAUAUUAAAGAAUCCAUGAAGAUAAAAUACAUAUUUUGAAAUGUAUCUGAAGCCAAAUUUCGUACAAUGUAAUACUUAUCUUCUGGCUAUGUCAUACGUGAUUAACUAAGAUAGUUCUUUCAGAAUAUGAUUAUCAAUAUAUUUUCGAAACUAUUGUCCUUUGUAAGAGUAUUUCAUAUUUUAAAGAGCAUAAAUAACAAAACAUCAUUUACAUAUCAGAUUGAUUGAUUUAGAUCUAGGUGAUCACAAGUGUCCAUACUUCUAUCAUUUAUAUCCUACAGUAUAACAAACAAUUCAAUAUAAGAUACAUUUAUAUUUUUAUUAAAGAAAAAAAGAAAGCAAACAUUACAAAUAUGUUAAACAGUAUAUUUGCUCUAUCGUAUUUUGGAAACACUUUUAGAUCAUUUACACAAAUACUAGUAUAAAUUUAUUUUUAGUUAAACGAAACAAAUUUUAUGAAUAACUUAAUAUAUAAAAUUCAAGUUCAGUUGUAUAUUUUAUUAGAUAUUUACUGAAUUAAAAAAAUAUAAAUGUUAUUUUAAAAUAAAGUAGGGGAUAUAAUAUAGCAAAAGAAAGAAGCAGAGAAUACUUUUUGAAAUAUGUGGUAUAUAUAACAUUUUUUAAUGUAUGCAAAAUAUUUAUCACACAAUAAUUUAGUUUAAAAUAAAUAUCAACCUUUACACAAAAUGCACUGAUUCAUUAUUAUAAACUGUAAUUUCUUAUCAUUAUUGAUUUCAAUAAAGUCUUAAUCUUCAAAAAGUA
Messenger RNA from Osmia bicornis bicornis, 10233 nucleotides. RefSeq lists its product as uncharacterized. Bases 1648 to 6429 code for a protein of 1593 amino acids. Gene Ontology annotation, biological process: regulation of transcription by RNA polymerase II. The record is from RefSeq and is a predicted model, not a curated record. Lineage: Eukaryota; Metazoa; Arthropoda; Insecta; Hymenoptera; Megachilidae. The transcript has 7 exons. Gene Ontology annotation, cellular component: nucleus. Gene Ontology annotation, molecular function: zinc ion binding; RNA polymerase II cis-regulatory region sequence-specific DNA binding; DNA-binding transcription factor activity, RNA polymerase II-specific.